AUGCCUAAGUUCACUCCGCGCCAGCGGAAGCAGAAACAUAGGCUCCAACAAUCUACUGCGCCGGUGGACACCAAUAUUGCGGAGCUUGCGCCCGUCUCCAAAGAUGAAAAAGAAGCCCGGAGACAAAAGUUAAGAGAGGAGCUUCGUGAACAACAUUCCAACGUCUCUUCAAAAAAGCAGAAGCGCCUGGAUAAGUAUAUUGAAAACAAACUCAAGAAAGAAGAGAACAUCGAGCUUCUUAAGAAACUAGCCGAAUCAAAAGUCGACACAUCAUCUUUGCAGACAUCUCGAGACUUAGGAGGGAAGCGGAAACGACAAACGGAUGAAUUCUUACCCUCUGGUGCUCCAGUACCCAAAUCCUACGUUCAUGAUCAACCCGAAGACGAGUCUGAUGAUUCUGAUGUCGAUUUCAAGACAAUCGAAACCGAACCAGCCCCGAAACCUGAGAUUAUCCUGGCACCGACCGGAAGUGGACUGAAGCGGCCUCUCGAGAUUGGACCGGAUGGGUUUCCGAUAAUCAAGAAGCGAAAGCGUGCUACCAAGCCGGCACCUACGCCUGUACAAGAACCUUCGUGGGAGGGAUUUGGAUCUGACAAUGAGGAGUCCGAGCAAAAUGACGAAGAAAAUGAUUCCGAUAAGUCUAAUGUCAAAGCUAGUGGUGACUCGGGAGAUGACAAUUCUGAAGACUCCUCUCGGCAGUCUGAAGGCUCCUCGGAUGAAGAGGAAGACUCGGAUGAAGAGGAAGACUCGGAUGAAGAGGAAGACUCGGAUGAAGACGAAUCGGAUGAAGAGCAUGGAGACGCCUCUCGCCGCAUUAAGCCUAGACAGUCAGCUUUCAAAUCUUGGGCUGUCCAACAGAUUAAUGAAGCCGUGGGUUUCAAGCCAACCGAAGGGCCAGUAAUUCAUGAUCAGCAGCAACAAGCAUUUGCGCCGCCUCGAAAGGAACCCAGGAAUACAGUUGAUAUGGAAGACCCUCUUCCUCAAGAACUCCAAGUGACCACGGGCAACCCGUAUCGCAAGGCUUUCAGUGUUUCUGUCGACCGCUCGGAGGAAAUCCAAAAUGUGCGCCUCGGUCUUCCGGUCGUGGGUGAAGAGCAGAAAAUCAUGGAGGCAAUCUACAACAACUCCACAGUGAUUAUUUGGGGUGCUACUGGUAGUGGAAAAACCACACAGCUUCCUCAAUUCUUAUUUGAGGCCGGAUUCGGUCAUCCAGACAGUCCCAAUCCUGGCCUUAUUGGCGUCACUCAGCCCCGUCGAGUCGCCGCUGUGAGUAUGGCGAACCGUGUCGCCCAGGAACUUGGUCAAUACUCCGACCAGGUUUCUUACCAGAUUCGGUUUGAGACAACCGUUUCCAAGAAGACUGCUGUCAAGUUUAUGACGGAUGGUAUUCUUCUGAGAGAGAUUGCAGAUGAUUUCGCUCUCCGCAAAUACUCGAUUCUCAUCAUCGAUGAGGCACACGAACGGAGUGUCAACACCGAUAUUCUUAUCGGAAUGAUCAGCCGUAUUGUGGACCUACGCAAGUCUAUGAGUGAGGAAGAUCCAUCGGUGAAGCCAUUGAAGGUAGUCAUUAUGUCUGCCACACUUCGAAUCUCCGAUUUCACGGAUAAUGCGGCUCUCUUCCGCCAAGGACCUCCCCCUCUGGUCCAAGCCGAAGGUCGCCAAUACCCUGUGACUGUUCAUUUCGCUCGCCGCACUCAUCGUGAUUACGUUGAGGAGGCUUUCCGAAAAGUCUCGCGAGGACACCGUAAACUUCCUCCCGGUGGAAUGCUUGUGUUCCUGACUGGUCAGAAUGAGAUCCGACUUCUGUCAAAGAAAUUGAAGCAGGCAUUCAAGCCAACACAAAGAGCCGACCCAACACAAGCCAAGGUGCAAAUCUCAGCAAAUGAUGCACCCCUUGAGGCAGAAGACUUGGAAUUGGGCGGGACGGAAAUGGACAACGCCGGAGAGGACGAUGAAAGCGACUUGGAAAUCACUGGGUUAGAUGAGCCAGAAGAAGACGAAGAUUUUGACCUUGGCGAAGACGCCAUGGACUCCUCAACGAGGGUCCAUGUCUUGCCCCUAUACUCUCAGCUGCCCACCAAAGAGCAGAUGAAGGUCUUUGAAUCACCGCCAGAGAAUUCACGUCUCAUUAUUCUUGCUACUAACGUUGCCGAGACGUCUCUCACCAUCCCCGGCAUCAAGUACGUCUUCGACUGUGGCCGAUCUAAGGAGAAGCAAUACGACCUAUCCACCGGUGUCCAGAAAUUCCAAAUUGGUUGGAUCAGCAAGGCCAGCGCAAAUCAACGAGCCGGUCGAGCCGGUCGAACUGGGCCGGGUCACUGCUACAGACUUUAUUCUUCUGCAGUUUAUGAGGCCGACUUCGCCGACUACACCGACCCUGAGAUCCUGCGAACCCCCAUUGAAGGGGUUGUUCUCCAGAUGAAGAGCAUGGGCUUACACAACGUGAUCAACUUCCCCUUCCCUACGCCUCCAAGCCGUCAAGGUCUCGCCAAGGCAGAGAAGCUGCUGAAGCACCUUGGCGCCCUUACAACGGACGGGCAGGUCACUCAGAUCGGCCGGCGGCUGUCUACAUAUCCUCUCUCCCCCCGAUUCGGCAAGAUGAUCCACAUCGGCCACCAACACGGCUGCUUGCCCUAUGUCAUCGCCUUAGUUGCUGCCCUGGCUGUCGGCGAUCUCUUCGUUACCGAGAUCCAACUCGAUCCCAACUCGGCCCUGCAAUCUAAACCCAAUAAGGCCACCUCCGACUCCGACUCCGACUCCAGCGAUGAAGAUACGAGGAAGGUCUAUAGCAACGCGGACCGUCUUGAAGACACCCAGCGCGAACAGCGUGCCAAGGACUACGCCCGUGUCCACCGUCUCCUCAGCAAGCACGACGACACCUCUGACGCACUCAAGUACCUUUCAGCCAUUUGUGCUUAUGCCUAUGCUCCUGAUGGCGAAGCCUUCAGCGAACAGAUGUUCCUGCGCGCCAAGGCCUUCAAAGAAGCCUCCCAGCUGCGUCGUCAACUGUCUGACAUUGUCGGCUCCAACAACCCCGGCCUGCUCGGCGACUACAAAGCCAAGCUCCCCGAGCCUUCACCCAAGCAGAUCAAAGCGCUGAAGCAGAUCGUCACCGCCGGCUUCAUUGACAAUGUCGCCAUCCGCGCUGACCUCGCUCCCGUCCCACCGGAGAUGCCCCGCGCCCCGCGCCGCGCCAUCGACGUGCCAUAUUUCACACUUUUCCGCUCUCGUGAAGGCAACGUGCAGGAUGUGGCCGAGCGCGCCGUUUACGUCCAUCCCACCUCAAUCCUGGCCAAGCUUACCCCUAAGGAAAUGCCGCCGUACAUCAUCUACUCGCACCUGCAGCAAUCGUCUGCGUCCAUGAUCGUUGACCAGGCGCCCAAGAUCCGCAUGUUCCCCCUGGUGACCCCGAGCGGCUUGCAGCUUGCGGCGAUUGCGCACGACACCCCGCUCAUCGAGUAUGGCAAGCCCGUAGGCAAGACAGAGCUGCUAGAGGGUAUCCCGCAGCGCCGGGCGUGCUGGGUCAUUCCCGCACUUGUUGGCGAUGCGGGCAGCACGGGUUGGCCGUUGCCGGCAAAAAAGGUAGUGCAGAGAAAAGAUCCAAAGGACGGAUGGGUUAUUGAGAAGUUUGUGGCAUGA
Messenger RNA from Penicillium macrosclerotiorum, 3639 nucleotides. RefSeq names its product ATP-dependent RNA helicase ECM16. The record is from RefSeq and is a predicted model, not a curated record. The transcript is spliced from 2 exons. Lineage: Eukaryota; Fungi; Ascomycota; Eurotiomycetes; Eurotiales; Aspergillaceae. Gene Ontology annotation, biological process: maturation of SSU-rRNA from tricistronic rRNA transcript (SSU-rRNA, 5.8S rRNA, LSU-rRNA). Gene Ontology annotation, cellular component: intracellular anatomical structure; nucleolus. Gene Ontology annotation, molecular function: ATP hydrolysis activity; RNA binding; ATP binding. Bases 1 to 3639 code for a protein of 1212 amino acids.